Eruca vesicaria subsp. sativa (arugula) is the source of this 793-nucleotide messenger RNA. The record is from the annotation of a GenBank genome assembly. Lineage: Eukaryota; Viridiplantae; Streptophyta; Magnoliopsida; Brassicales; Brassicaceae.
CAAAACAAAAAAACCAUCAAGCCCUAAAGGCACACAAUGAUGUCACCAUUCCCAUUGAUCUCCUUUCUCAUCACUCUCAUGUUGGCUGCAGCUGCAUGCACCCACGGAGAACAUAUUCUCGUGAAGGACACCGAGGGAAUUCCACUUCGAACGACUGAACAAUACUUGAUCCUACCACUCAACCCGAAGAGUAACGGAGGUGGUCUUCUUCCAGUCCCCGUUAAACUACUUCCCCUUUGUCCACUUGGCAUCAGCCAAUCUUCGGUUAGGGCUUUACCAGGCAUACAGGUUAGCUUCUCAUAUCCAUACGCGCUCAUGGACACAUAUGUUAGCGAAAAGGAAGAUAUAAACAUCGAGUUUAAGUCACACGCAUGGCCGGGCUGCGAGGAAUUUUCCAAGUACUGGGAAGUCGAUGAAUCCUCAUCGGCUUUAGAGGAGCCUGCGAUUCUCACCGGUGGUAAGAAGCGGGAAGGAAACAGCUGGUUUAGAAUUGAGAGACAGGAAGAUUUUGUUGGAGGAGUUGCUUACAAGUUGACCACCUUAACCGGAACCAUUGGAACCGUCCCAGGGCCUUGGGAAAAUGCACCACAACUUGUUCUCACCAAUGAUACUUCCAAGACCUUCCUCGUCAAAUUCCACAGGGUUCAUGGUGAUACUACAGCUGCUACUUCUACUUCACGUCUUGAGAAGUUAGGUCUAAGGAUGUUCCCAUCUAACUAGUCAAUAAGCCAAAAUAUCAUGUGUAAUGUAAAACUGGCCUAAAAUAAUGGGUUGAGAUAAUACCCGAUCAUGC